This is a messenger RNA of Cladocopium goreaui, 1327 nucleotides long. The record is from the annotation of a GenBank genome assembly. NCBI's taxonomy places the organism in Eukaryota, Dinophyceae, Suessiales, Symbiodiniaceae.
GGAGCCUUUCUGUAGAUGAGUUGCGUGGUCUGAUCGGUGGUGGCGUAUUUCAGUUGUCUGGACCGGAUGACAUAGAACAGCUAUUAUCCUGGAUGGAUAUAAACCAGGACGGAAAUGUGUCUUUCGAAGAGUUCUUGAAUGUGGCCCUGGAAUAUGGGCAGAUUAGCAGCCGUGCUGAAAGCGAUGAAGCAAGCACGAGCUUCUGGGCCGGCCUUGGUUUACGUGGUUGGGGUUCGGGCGCGACUGCAGCCUCAAUAGGCGCCAGCCGCAGCUUCCAAAAGCCUCGCGGGCCUCAAGGGCCUCAAGGGCCUGAAGGGCCAGGGCCAUUGACGAGUCAGCUCUCCCAAGGUCCAAGGAUGGAAGCGAACGGAGGGCAAUCCUUUCCGAAGCAGCCGAACCCUUCGGCACAAGACCCACGGGUUUGGAAGUUGCGCGUCGGCAUUUUGAGCGCAGAAGGUGCUCCUUUCAUCGACCCCAUGCAAUUCCAUUCGGCCUACGUGAUAUGCUCCUUAUGCGGCGAAGACCCACAGUCUGAUGCGGUGGAGCUGUUUCGAACCCACAAUGUUAGCUACACCGGGCAAGCAAGUUGGAAUAUCGAAGAAGACCUCUUGGAUUACCAGCCUCCAGAUGGUUUGGAGCUAUCAAUCGUUUGUCAGGGUUCAGGGAAGCCUGAUUGGUUGUUGGGAAGCGCUCGGCUUCAGCAUCGACAGUUCUUCCCUUUGGGCUGCAACACUCGUCUCACCUUGGUCCGUGGUGGCGAAGGUAUCCAAGGUACACUGUGGGUCAAGAUCUUGGUUAUGGAAGACAAUGGCACGCCAGUAUCUGAAGGUCCUUUGCAAGAUCCGUCGUCUGCUCAAUGGGUUGGAGGCAAAGUGCCAAAUGCUCCAAAUGCUGGAAUUGUCAAGACAAACGGGGACGGCAACAAGUUGAAUCCCGGAAUCCAAGUCACGUGGGGCAAGCACUGGGUUGAAAAUCGCCCGCCAGUGGUCACAGCGAUCCGAUCCCAGAUCGUCCCUCCUCCGAUCCAAUGCCAAUGCAGGCAGUGCCUCAGCAGGUGUAUCCCUAUCCUGGACAAAGAGUCCCUAUGGUUGCGGUGCCGAUGCAAGCGAUGCAAGCGAUGCCAGCCAGGUAUGGUUGAAGAAGCUCUUGGGAGGCCAUUCCUUGUGGAGGAGGACUCUGUGUUUUCAGCUUUCUGAGGCACAAAGGUGUCAAGCUGUGCGAAGCACAACUGUAAGGAUAGUUGAGGAACAGAUUCCACUCAGCGCCGAGCCCACAGCACCAUUUGUUCUUGUGCUGUAGCACACUUUCUGUAGCAGCACUGGCAAAG